Messenger RNA from Sesamum indicum (sesame), 1464 nucleotides. Lineage: Eukaryota; Viridiplantae; Streptophyta; Magnoliopsida; Lamiales; Pedaliaceae. The record is from RefSeq and is a predicted model, not a curated record.
AUGGUGCGCCCUGUUACAGCAAUUGAGAUAAAAUUGGCCCUCUUUGACAUUGCCGAGGAUAAAGCCCCUGGUCCUGAUGGUUACACCUCAGGCUUCUACAAAGCAACUUGGCCUAUUGUGGGUGCUGAACUCACGCAUGCUAGCAUAGACUUCUUCACUACUGGGAGACUAUUGAAGCAGCUAAACACUACAUACUUAACACUUAUACCUAAAGUGCAUAAUCCGAUUUUUGUCCUAUUGCAUGCUGAAUUAUUUUCAGGCUAUAAUCAGCACCAGCUACCACCUCGUUGUGCUCUCAAGGUGGAUAUCCAUAAGGCAUAUGAUACAGUUGAUUGGGAUUUUCUUCUGGCUACAUUUCAGUUGUUUGGAUUUCCAAAUAAGCUCAUAAGGGGCCUUCGGCAGGGAGAUCUAAUGUCACCAAAUUUAUUUUUCCUGAUUAUGGAAGUUUUGAACCUCAUCUUGCAGCAGCUGAUAGAUCAGGACAUGAACUUUGCAUUUCACUGGAAGUGUGCCCCACUUUGCCUAGUUCAGCUUGGAUUCGCGGAUGACUUAUUAUUGUUCUCACGAUCAGAGGUGGAUUCGGUUCACUUACUCAAACGAGGACUUGAUUAUUUUGGAGACAUGUCUAGCCUCAGGGUCAAUCCUCAGAAGAGUCACCUGAUCCUUUCACGCGCAGGUCAUGGAAUCAGGGAUCAACUGUUAGAGGUACUUCACUUUCCCAAUGGCUUUUUACCGCUUAAAUACUUGGGAUUACCACUUAUUUCAUCUCGCCUUACUAUUGCUGAUUGUAAACCCCUCCUUACAAAGUUGGAUCAGCGUAUUAAGGGUUGGGAGAGCAUCUCCUUGUCUUAUGUUGGGCGUCUUCAGAUCAUUAAAUCUAUACUUACAGCAUUCAGUGUAUCAAUGGCUUCUGCUUUUAUAUUACCGAAAGGGGUUAUAAGAGAAGUGGAGAGGAGACUACGGGCAUUCUUAUGGCAAGGAUAUGACGGUAUAUGGACAACUCCCGAACAAGGCGGUUCUUGGGGAUGGCAUAAACUUCUUCUCCUACGCCCCCUACUUCGACCUUUUGUUGAGUACCAAAUUGGGGAUGGACUACCUUUUUAUUAUGGCAUGAUCCUUCGCAUGAACUGGGACCACUUAUCCAGCAAUUUCCACAUGGCCACUACCUCGCAGAUGCUCCAUACUCUCCCACAUAUCCAUGGAGACAUUGACCGUAUUUCUUGGCGAUCACAGACUGGGCUUUUGACAUCGGCUACGCUACUCCAGGUUUUCGGAACUGCGGGUACCAAGGCAACUUCUAGCGAUAUCAACAUUCUGCUUCCACUCCUAGGAGAAACUUCGAGCAAGAGGGGAUCUCACACUUUGUGGGGUGUCAAGAGUGUGAGGAAGGAGCGGCUACUGCCCAGUAACGAUUUCAAAAGCGCUCUUGUUGGUCGAAGAGCUCUUUUGAGCAUUGAAACAUAG